This is a messenger RNA of Myotis davidii, 2502 nucleotides long. RefSeq lists its product as uncharacterized. Lineage: Eukaryota; Metazoa; Chordata; Mammalia; Chiroptera; Vespertilionidae. The record is from RefSeq and is a predicted model, not a curated record. The transcript has 6 exons. Bases 1057 to 1965 code for a protein of 302 amino acids.
GGGAGGAGUUUGCGAGGGGAGGCGCCUGCAGGGGCUCCCCCAGUUCUGCGCUGGGAGCCCGGGCACAAAGAGCCUUCUGCACUCGCGCCGCAGGACUGUCGACCCGAGGUGUCCAGCGUCCCGUGCGCGGCUCCCAAGGGCUGGACAGGGCCAGACAACCGCCUUCGUUGAGAAUAAAGGCAUCGAUAACGGAGUUCCAGACAUGUCACAAGGCCACCACGGCCCUCACAGCAUCAAAGGAGUAACCAAGAUGACCUUUCCUCUCCGGUGCACCCGCGGGACCGUAGAGACCAGCAUCAGGCCCUGCACCCCGUCCACCAUGAGAGCCGUAUGCGCGGAGACCUGACUCUCAGAGAGCACAGCCAGUUCCUGGGGCAGAAGUGAGAGGAGGGGAUGUCUGAGAGCUUCUGACGGUCAAGACCACGUGGGAAGCAGCCUUGCAGAUAAGUAUUCAAGCUGACCAGCCCGCAGCCGACCAGCCUGCCCUGUGCUGGUCUGUGCAGGGAAGGUGGUAUCCCGGGACCCCCAGUGGGAGGGGAGAUUGGUGAUGCAGCUCAUUCACUUUCCUCCCUCUCUGCCACAAAGAAGGGGCUGGUCCCCACUUUCUGGGGCCCCGCAAUGGGUCAUUUUCGCACCCCGCUUGUGGCCUCGAGGCGAGUAUUUUAUAAACGCCACCAUCAGGAAGUUGUGAGGAGCUGAGUUAGUUACUUCACUGCACGCGGAGCUGGCAUCAGGAGGAGGUGGGGGGACUCCCAGGGGCUGGCCUGCCUGCCUUCUGGGUCCUGCCCCUUUGUCAUCAUGUUGCUAAGACUCGGCCAGGGCUCCUCUGCUAGGCAGUCGCGUGGGGACCCAGCACCGCGCCUGGAGGGCACAUUCUUCUCAGGGCAGGGGGCUCAGUACCCCUGCCCCACGUCCUGGACCCGUACCCAGUCCCCGUGCUGACAGCAAGCUCUGGAAAUUGGCUGGUUAGCGGCGAGUCCUGCCCAGGUCCGGGCCCGGGGAGGGGCCUGGUUGCGGUUUCCUCCUGCAGUGUGGUUGGCUCUUCUGUCUUCCAGGAUGGGCCUGUGGGGGUCCACGUGGGAGCCGGGAGCUGGGCCCGGGCUGCCAGCGCGUUGGCUGGGCGCUGCCGGCACCAACACCAACGGAGCCCUUCUCCCAGCCUGCGGAUCCGGAUGUGAACACCAGGCCCGUGCGUGGUUCUGUCCUCUCAGAUCAUCCCGUGACCAUGUGCCUGAUCCCAGUCUCAUCAAGGGAGUGAGCUCCCCGUCCUGGGAGGUGGCUCUGCAUGCUCAGGACUCCGGCCUGGUCUUGUCUUUGGAGCCUGGGGGACCUGGCCGCAGGGAUGCAGGGAGCAGCCUUCGGCGGUUUUCCGGAAGCCUGGACACUUCUCCCAAGACCUUAGUGGAUGCAGACUCUCGUGGAUGGAUAACGGGCCGCCUGGGCGAGGAUCAGCAAAAUCAGGACCUGGCUAGGGAGGCCGGCUCGAGGGUGGGAGGGCAGCCCAGCGGCCCGCCCUCCCCUUUUGGGCCUUCCUGUCUGGGCCUGGCGGUCACUUCCCGACCUUGGGCAGACUUGGCUCCCCUUGAAUCUCUGAGGGAGCCUGGCCGGGGCAGAGGCCUUGACUGCACCCUCCCCAAGACCAGGUCCCAAGGACCCUACCAAAUGCAGGGGCGGGCAUGGGAUGGGAACAUGGGAUGGGAGGGAGGGCGGAUGCGGCUCAGUGGGCGCCGUCGCUGGCAUCUGUCUUGUGCCAUUGGCCUUGUGAGUGAUUCUCAUUUCAGGGCCGCCUUUUGGAUGGGGAUUUUCCGGGCACCUCCUCUCUUUGAUGGUCACUGGGAGGAGGCAGUCAGGGUCUCGGCGGAGCCUGGGCCUUCUCCCCAUGUUAUGGGCUCCUGGAGGAGCAGCUGGCAGUGGUGGUGGUGGUGGGAGGGGGGCGGGGGGAUAGCAAUUGGUGUGCCAUCCUGAAAGGAGAGGGUUUGUUUCCCAGAGGGGAGGAGACCCAGGCCAGGGGACUGGCCGGAAGGAGACGGACACUGGGCCUUGUUCCCACCACCCGAAGGGGCCGGGCCGGGUCUCAGACCCCUGCUCCUUGCAACAGUCCUUGAUUCUGCCCCGGGGGGCAAAGGCAGGCGGGGCAGGCCCCACGCAGGCAGGCACAGGCUCACCUCCACGCCCACCUCCCCACUCCCCGUCCAUUCUAGCCGCGUCCAGAGGGGCUGCUCCCAGGGCACGCACAAGAGGUGCCAGGGAGCUCCCUGAGGCAAGCUGAGAGCUAGGCCUUGUUUUCCCAGCGUGGGAGGGGGCCUGUGCGAGUCAGCGCGAGCUGCCAGGACAGAUGGGAAGCACAAAUGGAUUUCCUCACAGUUCUGAAGCUGGAAGUCCAUCCGGGUGCCAGGGCUGCUUUCUUCGGCGGCCUCUCUCCUCAGCUUGCAGACGGCCACCUUCUUGGUGUCCUCACGUGGGCACACACCUGGGGGUGCGGGUGGGGAGGGAUCCAUCUGG